Messenger RNA from Hyalella azteca, 6213 nucleotides. RefSeq lists its product as uncharacterized. Gene Ontology annotation, cellular component: chromosome. The record is from RefSeq and is a predicted model, not a curated record. Lineage: Eukaryota; Metazoa; Arthropoda; Malacostraca; Amphipoda; Hyalellidae. The transcript has 8 exons. Bases 233 to 4108 code for a protein of 1291 amino acids. Gene Ontology annotation, biological process: regulation of transcription by RNA polymerase II. Gene Ontology annotation, molecular function: chromatin insulator sequence binding.
UCAUAAACACACCUAUAAGCAUUAUUGGCUUCGAUGCUUGCAUCCAGAUUCAGACGCGCUUAUUCCGUAGUGGCCGAGGAGUACUAGUUUGCAUUCAGUCAACGCCAUAAUGACCGUUCCUUAAAUCUAUGUUAGAAAAUUUGAUUUAUAAAUGAACUAUAAAUAAUUAAAGUGGAUUUUUUCCAUAUAGUCUCAUUAAUGAGAGGAGCUAGGGAAGCCUCCACUAGGAACAAUGAACUGUAAUGUAAAUGGGGAGCUGGCCUCCACUGAGGAGGUACCAGCUUGUGAGGGUGUGGAGGACUCGGGUGUUGUUGAGGUGAUGGCAUCACCAGACUCAGACGGUCCCUUCACGGAGGAGAUGAUCAACCAAGUGAUCACAAUGCUACAGACUGAAGGCCAAAUCACUCCUGAAACCCACACAGUCAUUGUUCACACAAACAAUGGCACUACUCUCAAAGUUCAACUGCAACAAGUGGAUGGCACUGAACUAGAGAAUGACAACAUAGAAGAGCUUGCUCCUGAUGCUGUGGCCACUGAAGACGAUCAGCUUGUUUACGUUGGGCAAGCAGGGGAGGAAUAUCAAACAGAUCUCAGUGGUCAUCACCACCACCUACAGCAACAACAGUACGCUGCUGCCACCACUACUUCAUCUGGUGCUACACUUCAGAUUCUUGAACCACAGCAGCAGAUAUCACAGCAUCAGCAUGUCCUACACAAUGGAAACCAAUUUAUGACGGUUGCGGCUGGCCACGAACAACACUUGAUUGGUCAUGAACCAGUAACCUCAGUUGAAUAUAAAGCAGGAGUCACUGAGGAAGUGGGUAUUCCUGCAUCUCUGAUGUCUAAUGUUGCUGAACAAGUUCUUCAAGCGGCCACUUUGAUGGAUGGUGGGUACAAAAAUGCCUCUACAGUCGUUGCCACUAACAGUAAUACUGGCAUGGUCAUGUCUAAUGAUAUCAUCACAACAGCAGACGGAGUUACAUUUCAGCAACAACCAAUUGAUCUGAAUGGUGAUAUUAAUGCAUUCCCGCAAAGCCUGGAAAAUGGAGUCUCAUGGUCUAUUGGCACUCAGCAGUUGCAAUCGGUUUACAGCACACCUGUGGUUAAAGGCAACCUUCAUCAAGUGAAUAGUGUGCCUGUGGUCAGCCAAGAUAGACAUUCUGUGUUCAAAAGUAAUAAAAUAAAUCAUUCUACUCAGUACACUACAUCCAAUUGUACGCAGCAAGCUGAUAAUUAUCUGGACAAUAAUGAUGUUAGAAGCCCUGCAAAUUCAAGUUCAUUCAAUGUGAGACGGGCUCAGAGUAAACCUGUCAAAGCCCAUCACACAAUAGAAGAAAAUGUGAUCAGAAUUUUCAUUGAUACGGGCCGCAACGACGUGCAUCAAGUCAACAAUCUCCCUUCAGACGUCAUAAGAAUAUCCACAACUACAGGCUUGCCCAAGAUCCGCUCAGCCAAGUUUGUGAGGUGCCCUGCAUGUGUUAUGCAGCUGUCGUCUGAGGCUGCACUGCUUCAGCAUAUGCGCCAUGGCUGCCCAGCCUCCAGAAAAAAAAGAACAAGUUACGAGUGUACCUACUGUUCGGCUAAGUUUUCUUCAAAAGUGAGAACUGUGGAGCAUUUAAAAGUUUGUACAAUGCGCACGCAAGUUCGAUCCAUCAGUAAAAACCAGUCUGUUGGGUCUGGUUCUGUCACUGGCAGGGUGAUGAACAGAAAACCAACAACACAAACUGUUGAGGUGGAGAUCAACAGUGAUGAGGACGAGGCCAACAAUAAUCGUGAUGAGGAGAACAUUGUCUAUGAUGAUGAUGAUGACAUUGACAUGGACCUUGCAGCUGAUAAUGAGGACUAUGAGACACAGAUGUCUAAAGUAUCGCAGAAACACCUGGGCCCUAUCCUUGUAGGUGGCAAGUUCAAGUGUCGCGACUGUGACCGCACUUUCAAUAAAGAUAGUCAGUACAAUAGACAUAUUGGGGCAUGCACCAAUGCUCCCCUCAAUGCCUCAAGAAUAGAUGACCCAGAACCCAUUCCUGUGCCUGAAAGGAAACCAAGUGGCAUGCCAGAGAAGAAGCGGGGCAGACCUCGGAAAGUUUAUCCUGAUGGGAAGUCAGUUGCUGCUAAUAAAGUUAAACCUGCUUCUAGCGUUAAGGCCUACAGCAAAGCAGUGGCUCGGCCAUCUCAUGAUGCUGGCAAGGAUGACCUUUCUGAUCUUGACUGGGAUUUCAUGGCUGCUCCCAAGAAACCCAAAAUCAGUGAUCGCGGUGCGGGUAAGAAGUCUAAUAUUAUGCAGGUGCUGAAGCAAAAUUUAGGUGAUGAAGAUUUUGUUGAUGGCAGCAAAGAUUUGAGCGAGAGCUUUUUGCAAUGCUUGGAUGGUAGUCUCACUAAUGAAGGCGACAGCAGUAAAGGCUGCAGUCCAAGCAAGUCGGCUAGCGCCGUGUGUGGCUUAUGUGUACGCCAUAUGAACUCGGCUGAUGAACUUGCAAUGCACAUAGGAACCGUCCACGCCAAAGACAUCGUCAACAUGCACGCCAUCUUGACCAAUAACACAGAUCUCACAACACACAAAUGUUCCAUGUGUGACCUGCAUUUUGUAUCUGCUGAAAGUGUACGAGAACACAUCAUAGCCAAACAUCUUCCACAGCUCAAGGACAGCUACAGAAGUCUGAUAGUGAACAGUUUGGAUUUACCGUGUCCGUGGUGCGACUAUAAGAGCAUGACAAAAGAACUUUUUCAGCAACAUUUAGCUUCUGAGCACUCGCAGCAUUUCCCAGAGGCGGCUCUUAAUGCCCCUGUUCUCAAACCGGAGGAAAUUUCACACCAGUCUUUGAAAAGUGCUGCCUUGAGCUUGAAGGAGCCACACCAAGAGCCACUGGCCUUGCGUCUCUGCCAGAAGUGUGGGCUGGCCAUCAGUUCACGAGCUAAACUCGAGGAGCAUCUCAAGUCCUGCAAAACUGAUAUGUCAUCAGGGCUCCACAAGUGUGUGUUCCCUGACUGCCCUGCACCUGCCUUCGACUCACUGGCGCUACUCAUAGCGCACACUGAAGAAGAGCAUUGCGUGCCUGAAGGCUGUGAGCACCGUCUCUUCCCGAACAUGUCUCUGUUUACGACAUGGCUGGAGCACGAGGAGCGCGUCACAGAGCAGAAGUACGUGAAGGCGACAAGCAGACUGCGGGGCGGCUGCUGUUACUCCACCUACUUGUGUCCUAACUACAACAGCCUCGAUAAGCGAUCAAGCGCCACCUGCUUUGCGCGACUGCACGUCAGAACUCGCUGGUGUCGUGCCAAGUUUGAUUACUGCGGUAGGACAGAAGUGAUGUUCUAUAAAGAGCAUCACCAUCCUAAAGACGAUGAUGCAAAGUCUGACAUCAUCAGCGCCAGCAAAGAGCUUGAGGAGCGCUUCAGAGCAUCCAAUCAAUCUGCGGCUAAUGAUGCUGUAUCGGCGAACAACAAUGCAGACGACGACCCGACGAGUAAAUCAGAAGCCAGUUUGUUGUCUCCAGCGAAGCGUGACGACGCUUCUCCUGAAGAGGAACACAAGGAGCCGAAAACUUCUGACCUUCCUGAAGCAGAGGAGCCUUCAAGCCCUGGGUCUUCCGUCAACAACAACAACGACGCCGAAUAUUUAGGUGCAAACAAUAACAAAUCGGCAAGAAACACGGCGGCCGCCGCUUCCAAAGCCUCAAAACUUAAUAAAUCAAAGCCUCCUGCGUGCAAUAAUAAGAGACCUAGGGAUGAGAACGAUUCAGAUGAAGACUUUUAUCCGUUAUCUAAGAAAAAGGGCGGUAGGAAUGCAAAUAAUCUUAAAAACAAAACAAAUUCCCGCAAAGGAGCAGGUAACAAGUACAGGAACUCGGGUUCAGAAGCGCCUAGCAAAAAGCGUAAAAUUGAUGAGCAAGAAGAGACAACCUACGUGCUACCCGCUAAUUUGUCUGAGUGGUGCAAGUUGUUCGAUAUGGUGCAGGGACAAAUUAAUAGCGGCCUCAUUAAGAAGUCUGAUGUGGCGGAAGCUCGGUCCUUAUUGAAGCAUCAAAAUGAUAUUACUGAGCUUGCUUUGGAAGAACAAGUGCGAGUGUUCCACAGACUUUGUAGUCUUGCUAAUAUCCAAGUUGAUUGAAACUAAUCACUGCUUUGGUUAUAGUUCACCAGAUUAUUUCUUGAAAAUAAGCAAGCAGUGUAAGGCAAGAAAGUCCUCAGUACGUACCUGGCAUUUCAGCGUUUUCCAAUAAAUUUGCUUUGUAAAUAAUAGUAUUAACGCAGUAAGUAGGAAUAUUAUAAUUUUGUUCCUCAUCUCGGCAGUGUUGCUUUUUCUUCUCUUUCCGCUUCGAGUUGUUUUGGUUUGUCUAUUUGUUGUGACCUGCUUAGGUAACGCCACCAGUCGUGGUACAAAUAAUUUAUGUAUGCUAUGUAAAUUCACUAAUCUAGAUGUACGUACGACUGAAUGAUCAACGAGGGAAUAUUUUCAAAUUUUUUAUAAUAUACCUAUCUACUGUAUUUAGUAAUUGUACAGCUGAAAGUAUCGUAAGAUUGUCGUAUCCGAUGUAGAUCAUGAAAAAGUAUGAAAGUAAUUGUAAAAGCAUGAAAGUAAUCUUUUCUUCAAAAAAAUCUUUGUUCGGCAUGCAUAAAUCUCUAUGCACUGCAACAGUUUUAUUUCUCGAUUUAAUUCCUAUUAUUUUCUUAAUGAACUUGGAAUGACACCAUUGCAUUUUAUUUUCUGGACAGCACUAAGCACUUCAUCUUUCACGAUGUGCAUUAUUGAAAAUAUUACACCCUUGGCGAUGGAACGGACAUAAAUAGAACAUAUGUCGUGUGGUUAUCUCAUGACGAUCACCUUGUACACGUAUCAAGUUUUUUGCCAUGUAAGAGUAAGUCGAAGGCGUCUACAUGCGCCCAGUUGUCUUUUGCCUAAAUGCAUCUAGCGGCGUGUGAAGAAGACAAGUAUGGCACCACAGAACCUAUGUGCUGGCAUGACUUUUCAAGCAAACCUAAUAAGUAUUUAUAUUUUAUUUGGAUAGGAUAGGAAAUCAUUAGUGGUAAUGUGUUGGAGAGUACCUAAGGCAUUAGUACCGGUUUGCCAGCUGUGCUGCAAAGUGACCGUAAGGCUCGGAAUUUGAAAUUUCGUUCUUGCAGAAUACGUCAAAUAAAAUAACGGUGAUCUAGCGUCUGCAAGAAUUUUAUAUUUUUCUUAAAAUGUUUCUGCUUCAGACUGAAAGUGUGGCAGUAACUGCUAGAAAUAUUUGCUGACAUGUCUUAUAUAGGGCUAAAUUAAACGGAACUACGAUAUAGGGUGUGGUACUAAUGUGAAAUUCAUGUACCAUGGAGUGCUUGGUUGCCAACAUAUUUGUUACAUUUUACCGAGCGUUAGCGCGGAGUCGAGCAAACUACCGGCCUGUAAACAUCAAGCGAAUGAAGCUUCGCAGUCCGGUUCCGCAACUUUUGCAUCACUCUAGUGCCUUGUAUUGAACUAAUUCCCUAAAGUCUAACGCUUUCUGUAAAAAAAUGAGGGCUUCAUGAAAAAGUGAGCAUCGGAUGAAAAUUCAGUCGCAUUCGCCAGGUUUUGACAUGCAGAAUGUUUUUCGUACGGAAAUGAUGUCAACUUCUAUCCUCAUAUGACUGACUAUCGAUAAGUUGAUAUAUUAUUUAUUUUGAUGUGCGCAUUAUUGGCAAAGGUCGGCGUUGCCGUCUCGAGUUUUCUUACUCUCAAUUUGACUGGCGCUACGUAAUUUCAUUUGCCCAUGCCAGGCCACGUAAUAUUGUACUUCAGUGAGAUUUUCCCGACUGCAUGUACAAGUAGCAGUACAUAAAAUUCCGCCAUGUGCCUCCAAAAUCACUUUUACAUUCAGAGAUCCGACUAAAGCCUUCUAAACUAGGGUUCCCUGAUAACUCUUGUCGAUUAGUGACAUAAAUUAUAUUAUUUUCUUAGGUCUGCAAUUGGCUCCUUCGUUCAGAGCGGUAUUCGCCAUACAUAUUAUCAAAUCAAAGUUCAGCGGCCAGUCCUGCUGUCCGUUUAUUCUCACGGGUUUUCUGAGCAGAUACGUGAAUAGUGUGCGUAUUUUGUACGUUUAUUAAGAAACCUUGGCCUCCAUUAGGUCGCCUUCGCGUCCAAUUUUCAGGUUGUACAUUUCGCACGCUUGCCAUGCUUCUUAUUCAUUCGUUUGAUCAUAGAAUCAUCUUGGCUUGUAUUAUAAGAGUUUGCGAAUUAAACUAUGAAUAAUGAAUAAA